UGCAGUCGGUGUCAGCAAAGCAUCGUGCGAUAUGAACUCUUUCGGCCACCGUAUGUGUUGUAAACAUGGCGUCCGACGACGAGAGUAAUGAGGAUUUUGUGACAUACGGGACUCCAUUAGAACCUCUUGAAGAAGAUGAACCCGUCAGAAAGCCAAUACCUGUGCACGAGCAGACGGUUAAAGACGAGAAGGGAAGGUACAAGAGAUUUCACGGAGCCUUCACUGGUGGCUUUUCCGCUGGUUAUUUUAACACAGCGGGCUCUAAAGAAGGUUGGACCCCAUCAACGUUUGUAUCAUCUCGAACGCAAAAGGGAGAGAAACAGUAUGCUAGACCAGAGGACUUUAUGGAUGAGGAGGAUUUUGGUGAGCAUGGCAUUGCCCCACGAGAGAUUGUCACUACAGAAGAUUUUGCAUCAGAGAGAAGGGAUCAGUUAAAGGACAAAGCACGAGCUGUCAGCUUUCUUUCUGCUCCGAUACCAGGAGACACCGGACUGCUGGAUGAACUCAUUACCCCCGCAAGGCCAUCUAUUGGUGUGCAGCUACUGAGAAAAAUGGGCUGGAAAGAUGGCCAGGGAGUCGGGCCCAGGAUAAAGAGAAAGCAAUCCAAACAAAACACAGAUGGAGCAGGCAAGGUUUAUGGCUGUGUGUUUCCGCCCAAGGGAUCAGAGGAGUCAGAGGAUGAUGAUGAUGAAUUUGCUCCAGAGAAUGUGACCUUUGCCCCUAAAGAUGUAAUUCCAGUAGAUUUCACCCCUAAAGAUGACACUCAUGGGCUGGGUUACAGAGGGCUCAACCCCCUGCAAGCCCUGAGCGGUGGAUCAGGAUCAGGGCACAUUAACCUCUUCACACUUCACUCUGACAAAACAACCAGCUUGAUUGGAGACAAAAGGUCAGGAAAGCAAUGCAGAGGAGGGAUUGCAGGACAGGCAUUUGGAGUCGGAGCAAUGGAGGAUGAAGAUGAUGAUAUUUACCAUAAAGAUACUAUGUCCAACUAUGAUGCUAUGCUUGGUGGAGAAGAGCCAGGGGAUGGGCUCUACGGAUGGACCGCCCCUCAGGAGUAUUCCAAGAAGAAGAUAGAAUCCAAGAGAGAUGCUACAUAUUUAGGCAGAAUUUUGCAGGGGUUCACACUUGCCUCCAAAGCUAACGAGAAAAAAAUAGUGUAUCCUCCCCCUGAUUUGCCACGUGAUUAUCGGCCUGUACAUUAUUUCCGGCCUGUGGUUGAUUCGUCUUCAAUGAGCGCCAUUGUUGCCCAGGCGCUGCAGGCUUCACGUGGACACCUAUCACAGGAUACACCUCAGCAGGGCCGUCACACCUUAGAUUCCUCCCAGAGACGUGAAAUGCUUGGAGAGACACCUCUACAGGGUCCAAGCUCUGUGUUUGAGCUGCUUGACAGUAAGGACAGAGAGAAGCUUAAUGAUAUCCGCAAAGCAUCCCAGGGGCAGAAUAGGUCUGAAAGAGACCUAUCGUCAGCUGUAGAUCGAGCGGCGGUGGUGGCUUCUGCUAAAGCUGCUGCUCUGCAGGCCAUGUCCAGUCGUUUCCAGUCAACCGCCCCACAGCCUGACCCCCAUACUCGGUCCCCUACCUCUCAAAGCCUACCUCAGCCAUCUUCUGAGACCCAGAUGGCUUUAAAAGCCUGGUCUGCUCCCACUGCAAAUGCUGGUCAAACCUUUAAACCGUUUGAGAAGAAUCCUCAGAAACAGGCUCGCUACGAUUCUUACAUCAGCCGGCUCAAACUGGGAGAGCGAGAUGCCCUGGAGUCGAGUCCGGACUCUUCCAUGACGGAGUGGGAGAGAGGGAGAGAAAGAGAUGAAUUUGUGCGUGCUGCGUUACUCUAUAAGCCAAGCAACUCCUCUCUCUCCUCACGUUUUACACGAGCCAAAAAUGAGGAUGACUCGGACAGUGUGGAGGUCACGCGGUAUCAAGAGAAUGAUGUAAAUGAUAAGCAGGCUGCUGUGAAGAUGAAGAUGUUUGGAAAGCUGACUCGCGAAACAUUAGAGUGGCACCCUAUCAAACUAUUGUGCAAGAGGUUCAACGUCCCAGAUCCUUAUCCAGGGUCCAAUACAGUGGGAAUGCCUAAAGUCAAGAGAGAUAAAUACUCAGUCUUCAACUUCCUGACCAUACCGGAAAGCAGUCAGGUUAUCAGUGCACCCAAACCUCCAAGUACCUCCACAAGCCUUCCCCCAAUGGCUUCAGAAGUUUCCCAUAAGAAAUCUAGGUGGGACGUAACAGAGCAGGGAUCUAAACCUAAAGACCCCCUCAGUGCGUUUAUCAGUGAAGCUCGUAGUGAGGUAUCAACGGCCCAGCAGGGCACGGCUCGAGUAAAGAGCCAGACAGAGUCUCCACAAGCUUCUGCCACUCCUGAGGUUAAAGUGGAACCAUCUGAAGGCCAGCAGACUGAACAGAAGACUGAAGCAGAGGAGGAGGAGGAAGUUGAAGAAGAGGCAAGGCCUCCAAUGGAUCUCUUUAAAGCCAUCUUUGCCAGUUCAUCAGAUGAAAGGAACUCAUCUUCAUCUGAAGAUGACAGUGAAGAAGAGGAAGAGAUGGCCCCGACAACCAAAAGCAGUGUGGGCUCGCUGGACCCACCCAUCUCAGUUCAGUUCACUCCUGUCCCUGAUAUCAGCAAAGUCACAGAUGUAAAUCAUCCUCAAGUACAGAGUGUGUCUUCUUCUGAAAUGGCAGUACAACACGCCAAGUCCUCUGAAAAUGUUCCUGCUAAAUCUGGCGGCCUCAAUGAAGAGGAGUUUGGACCCAGACUGCCACCUCCUGGAUUUGUGCCAUCUGCAUACUCACCACAGUCAAAAAAGCAGAAGAAGAAAGAUAAAGAAAAGCACAAAGCCAAGAAAGACCAUAAGCACAAAAAAGAGAAAAAGAAGAAGAAAAACAAGAAGAAUAAACAUAAAGGAAAACAGAAGAAGAGGGCAGAAGAGUCUAGCAGCAGCUCAGAUGACUCUAACUCCAACAGUGAAGCUGAAUCUAGAGUUGUUACUACUAGUGAACUUCUCCAGAGGUUGAAAAACCUCAGGGAUAAGAGAUAGUACUGCAUAUCUACAGAACAGGCUGUCCUUUAUGGGAAUUGUGUACUGCAAAAUAAUACCAUAAAUACUACUGUGUGCGUGCGUGUGUGUGUGAGAGAGAGCAUGCAUGUGUGUUGGUUGCAUGUGUUAUGCUUGUGUCAUUUCUUUACAUAAUUGCAUAAACUGGUAAAGUUAGUUUUUAUGUCCUGUGAUUUUGUUAAAAAAAUAAAAAUCCAAAAUUGA
Messenger RNA from Triplophysa dalaica, 3254 nucleotides. RefSeq names its product G patch domain containing 1 (gene gpatch1). Gene Ontology annotation, biological process: mRNA processing. The record is from RefSeq and is a predicted model, not a curated record. Gene Ontology annotation, molecular function: RNA binding. The coding region runs from base 66 to 3032 and encodes 988 amino acids. NCBI's taxonomy places the organism in Eukaryota, Metazoa, Chordata, Actinopteri, Cypriniformes, Nemacheilidae. The transcript has 19 exons. Gene Ontology annotation, cellular component: nucleus.